Messenger RNA from Anas platyrhynchos (mallard), 5374 nucleotides. NCBI's taxonomy places the organism in Eukaryota, Metazoa, Chordata, Aves, Anseriformes, Anatidae. The record is from RefSeq and is a predicted model, not a curated record.
CGCUCGCUGUGAGCCGUGCGUGCAGUGCCGGGCGGAGGCUGCGGGCGCCGCUGUUCACCACGGAGGAGAGGAGAGGAAGGAGCGGAGCGCUGCAGCCAGCCCCUCCCGCUGCGACCCGGCUCGCUCGCUCUCUCGCUGUAUCGGCGGCCGUGCGGGCUGAGAGCGGCCCCGCAGUGCAGAGCCGUGGUGCAACGAGGCGGAGGAGCCGGCGAGAGCGGGCCGCGGCGGGGCCGGAGCCGGAAAAAGAAAACGAAGCGGGAGCGACAAACUGAUCCGGAGCCAGAGGAGAAGAGUAGGGGCGGCGGCGGGGAGCUCUCGGCGAGCGUCCGGUGGUGGCAGGGCCGUGGCGGAGAUGUGGACUGCGAGAGAAGGGCGCUGGGGCCGGAGGAAGCGAGCGCUGCUGUGUUGCGUGUUGGUGGCAGCGUGGGAGGCGGCGUGGGGGCAGUUGCGCUACUCGGUGCCCGAGGAGCUGCCCAAGGGCUCUUUCGUGGGCGACGUGGCCAAGGACCUGGCGCUGCAGCUGGCAACGAUCCGCGACCGCGGCGCCUGUAUCCUGGACCGAGGUAGAACGCGGUAUUUUGCUCUGCAUGCGAACAGCGGCCACCUGAUGACGGCGGAGAGGCUAGAUAGAGAGCAGCUGUGCGAGGGCGUGCAGCGAUGCGUGCUGCGCUGUGAGGUGAUCGUGGAGGGCGAGAUGAAGGUUUACGAGAUCGAAGUGGAAAUAACAGACAUUAACGAUAACGCCCCCACGUUCGGAGAAGCAGAAAAGGAACUGAGAAUGAGCGAGAUAACUGCCCCUGGGUCCCGGUUUUCCCUCUCUAAGGCUCACGACCCGGACGUGGGAGUGAAUUCCCUGCAGAGCUACGAGCUGAGCAGUGACGAGCACUUCUCGCUGUCCGUGCAGGUGGGAGCCGACGGCGAGAAGCGUCCCGAGCUGGUGCUGGCCAAGGCGCUGGACCGGGAGGAGGCGGCGUUUCACGAGCUGGUACUGAGGGCGAGCGACGGCGGCGAGCCGGCACGGACGGGCACGGCGCGCAUCCGCGUGUCAGUGCUGGACGCCAACGACAACGCGCCCGUGUUCAGCCAGGCGGUGUACGCGGUGCGCGUGCCCGAGGACGUGCCCGUGGGCUCCACCCUGCUCACCCUCACGGCCACCGACGCCGACGAAGGAAUCAACGCUAACGUGAAAUACUCCUUUAAAGAAAUUUCCACGAAAGCUUCGAAGGUACUUGACCUGGAUCCCGAGACGGGAUUGAUCAGACUGGUGAGGAGCCUGGACUUCGAGGAAGGUGACUCCUACGAAAUGGAGGCUCAGGUACAAGACGGCGGCGGCCUUUUCGACACAGCUACAAUCUCCAUCUCGGUGACCGACGUAAAUGAUAACGCGCCCCAGUUGACUGUGUCGUCGGCGCUGAGCGAGAUCUCGGAGGACGCGCCGCCGGGGACGGUGGUGGCCCUGCUGCACGUGCAAGACCGCGACUCGGGCGCCAACGGCGAGGUGCGGUGCUCGCUGGUCGGCGACGUGCCGUUCCGUCUGCGGAGCUCGGUGGGCAGCUACUACAGCGUGGUGACGGCGCGGGAGCUGGACCGGGAGGAGGUGUCGGAGUACAACGUGACGGUGUGGGCGUCGGACGGUGGGUCGCCGUCGCUGCAGAGCAGCGCGGUGCUGGUGCUGCGCGUGCUGGACGUGAACGACAACGCGCCGGUGUUCGCGGAGGCGCGCUACAGCGCCCGUCUGCCCGAGAACAACGCCGAGGGCGCGCUGGUGCUGACGGUGCGGGCGUGGGACGCGGACUGGGGGCAGAACGCGCGCGUGCGCUACCGGCUGGCGGAGGGGCGCGUGCGGGGCGCGCCGCUGUCGUCCUACGUGUCGGUGCAGGCGGAGACGGGCGCGCUGUACGCGCUGCGCUCGUUCGACUACGAGGAGGUGCGCGAGGUGGGGCUGUGGGUGCGGGCGGAGGACGGCGGCGCGCCGGCGCUGAGCAGCAACGUGUCGGUGCGGCUGCUGAUCGUGGACGAGAACGACAACGCGCCGCAGGUGCUGUACCCGCCGGCGGCGUCGGCGGCGGCGGGCGCGGGCUGGACGGGCGUGGAGCUGGCGCCGCGCUCGGCGGAGCCCGGCGCGCUGGUGGCCAAGGUGGUGGCGGUGGACGCGGACGCGGGGCAGAACGCGUGGCUGUCCUACGAGCUGGCCAAGGCGACGGAGCCGGGGCUGUUCCGCGUGGGGCUGCACAGCGGCGAGGUGCGCACGGCGCGCUCGCCGCUGGCCCGCGACGCGCCCAGGCACAGCCUGGUGGUGGUGGUGAAGGACCAGGGCCGGCCGGCGCUGUCGGCCACGGCCACGCUGACGGUGGUGCUGGCCGAGAGCGUGGCCGAGCUGCUGUCGGAGCUGGGCAGCGCGGCGGCGCCGGCCGAGCCCGGCGGCAGCCUGACGCGCUGGCUGGUGCUGGCCGUGGCGGCCGUGUCGUGCCUCUUCGUCGCCUUCCUGCUGCUGCUGCUGGCGCUGCGCCUGCGGCGCUGGCGCCGCUCGCAGCUGCUGCCGCCGGCCAGCGGCGCCUUGCGCGGCGUGCCGGCCUCGCACUUCGUGGGCAUCGACGGCGUCCGCGCCUUCCUGCACUCCUACUCGCACGAGGUGUCGCUCACGGCCGACUCGCGCAAGAGCCAGCGGCGCUGGGCGGCCGACAGCUGCUGCAACACGCUCCCGGCGCGGCCGCCGCCCGACAAGGCCGCGCCGCUGCUCGGGGAAGACGCUGCCGGCGCCCGCGGCGCCCCGCCCGACGCCCUCCCGGUGAGUCAGUCGCUCCGGACACCCCGACGCCCUCCGUCUCGGCGCUUGCCUCCCUUCCUGCUCCUUGCCUUUCCUUCCCUGCUCUCCUUCCCGGCCGGGGAGGUUUGGUGCUGAGCAAGGCUCAGCUUCAUUAGGCAGUGGGUUUUGGGUAACUCUGAAAGGUAAUGUGGAAAGUCGAACAUGAGCGCGGGCUUUUGACGUCAGCUCUGCUGCACGUGAACUCCUAUUCCUGAAUGCGGAAAAGACCAUGCCGUCUUUCCUGUGAAUUUCUCUACCACAAUUUCUCUUUGAAUGCUUUUUUUGCUUGUCUGAUUUUAUCUUUUCCUAGUCUUUUGUCUACCUGGGUAGGCUGAGUUAUGAGUAACAGCAUAGCUGUGUUGAGGAAAUGUGAUAUGCUUUCAUGGGCCUCACUCUGUAGAGGGAAUAGGUGGAAUUUUCCUUUCCAUGUUAGAAUAUCUGGAAGGCAAGAUGCAUCUUUCCAUUAACCCAUUCAGCACUCAGUAUUCUCAGUAACAGCAAAUUCCAAUAGUGAAUUCUAAUAAUGAUUGAGAAUGCCUGUACAGUGUUUUAGUGGAUUGGGAUGGUCUUGAAACAAUAUUCAAGUACCUCAUGUUUCACUUAGCUGCUUUUCCUUUCUACUCUGUGCAACUGUUCUCUUGCUGCAUGAAGAUGGGUUGAGCAGAGAAAUGUCUUUAUAUUCUUCUGUGCUGCUGUUUCAGUGUGUGUGGUGGAAUAAUGGCCUGGGUAACGUGUCUUUUUAGGCUUUAAUUUGUGCUGCAUAAUAUUUGACUAGGAUUGAAAAUGUUGCAUGAAGCGUGAGAUUGGAUUCCUGUCCUAUGAUUUGAUUGUGAAUGGCAGUUUCUGUAGCAUGUUUGAUUUUAUAAUUUUGAGAAUGCCUGCAGCAUAAUUGACCAUUCGAUCCUGGUUUUGCUGCCCUGAAAGGCAACGCUAAUCCUCUGAUGUCAAAAUGUUCUUUACAAAAACUGUGUAUGCAGAGGUAUGAUUUCUUAGUAUAAUACUUCCUAAUAUCUUUGAAAAUUCUCAUUAGUCUACCCUAUCUGCAUUGGGGUGUAGCAUUUCUUCCUAGUUGUAAUUCCAUUUUUGAGCAUUUGUUUCAAUGAAGGUUGUGCUUCGUAUUUCUCAUUUUUGAGAGGACUUUUACAUUUGAAAAUGCAAAGUUUCUAUUGCAGCAAAUCCUUCUCUUCCUUGAGAAGGUCUUAUAAGCCAUCUGGAGACAAGAUGUUGCAUAUAAGGGAAACCAAUUGCUCACAAGACUUGUCAUGAGAAAAGGCCCCAUAGUAAGUCAUUUACAUUUAUAGUUUCAUUUUCAUUUGAUAUUAGCAGGGCACAGCAUGGAAGAACUGGUGAGAGCUGAUCAGCUUUUCUUACUAUGAUGUCUCCUACUGUACAGUGGAGAGGAAGACCUAAGAGCUAAGAAAUUUCUUGGUGCUCUAGGGAUGUGUUUUUCUGCAUGCAGAGAAGACAAGGUGUGUAGGUUGAUUUAUGAGUAACAGCACAGCUUUGUUGAGGAAUGUUAUAUGCUUUCAUGGGCCUCACUCUGUAGAGGGAAUAGGUGGAAUUUUCCUUUCCAUGUUAGAAUAUCUGGAAGGCAAGAUGCAUCUUUCCAUUAACCCAUUCAGCACUCACUAUUCUCAGUAACAGCAAAUUCCAAUAGUGAAUUCUAAUAAUGAAUGAGGAUGCCUGUACAGUGUUUUAGUGGAUUGGGAUGGUCUUAAAUCAGUAUUCAAGGACCUCAUGUUUCACUUAGCUGCUUUUCCUUUCUACUCUGUGCAACUGUUCUCUUGCUGCAUGAAGAUGGUUUGAGCAGAGAAAUGUCUUUAUAUUCUUCUGUGCUGCUGUUUCAGUGUGUGUGGUGGAAUAAUGGCCUGGGUAACAUGUCGUUUUAGGCUUUAAUUUGUGCUGCAUAAUAUUUGACUAGGUUUAAAAAUGUUGCUUGAAGUUUGAGAUCGGAUUCUUGUCCUAUUUUCUUGUUCCUUUUCUUUUUCACAUUUUUACUUUGUUUGUUGUCAAUGACAAAAUUCUGAGAACCCUGAAAAGACUGAAAGAUCUGUUUUGAUUUAUGGGAGUGGGAGAGCUGUUUCCAUUCCCAGUGUGUCCGUUUAGUGCUGUUAGGACAGUCUUUAAUAUCCUCAUGUUUCCUUAAAAUGUCACUGGAUGAAAUGCUCUUGCCAGUGGCCUCCAUAUGGCUAGAAUUUGGAUGUUGUGAGUGGUGCAAAUGAAUGCUGUGAAUGCAGAGCAAAGAUGGUGAGAGGUUUUUGGUUGUUUGGUGGUUUGUUUUGUUUGGUUUGGUUUAGUUUUUUAAUGUGGAAAAUAAGUGGUUCAGUAUCAUUGAAAGGUUUGACGUCAUAAUUUGUGCCAAUUCCUGCAGCAUUUAUGCACCAUUUUAUCCUGGUUUUCUUGCCCUGAAAGGUAACUUUAAUUCUCUGGUAAUAAAAUGGUUUUCAGAAAAACUGUGCAUGUGGUGUUAUGAUGCCUGUGUAUUAUGGCUUAUAAUACCUGUGAGAAUCCUCAUUACUUCACUCCUAUUUAUUGUAACUUUGUGCCAAAGAGUUUCCUCAUAGCUAU